AUGGUCACCGAAGACGAGGCACGUCAGAUCUACAACGACUGUAUCCAUUUUGACUCGCUUCUGGUGGCGAAACCUGGCGAGACAAAUUUUGAAGCACUCCACAAGAGCGGUAUCACCGCCGCAUCGUGGACAAUCUCUAUCUGGGAGAACUUUGAACAAUCGAUCAAAAAAGUGAUCCAGUGGAAGAAAUGGUUCGAGGAGUACAGCAACAUCAUCACGCAGAUUUACACAGUCGAAGAUGUGCGGCGUGCCAAGAAGGAGGGAAAAGCUGGUGUCCUCUUGUCGUGGCAGAAUACGGCUGGUAUUGAGGAUCAGCUUGACUAUCUCCGGGUGUUUCGUGAUCUCGGCGUCAGGAAACUUCAGCUGACGUACAACACGCAAAACUACUCGGGCGCUGGCUACACGGAGCUGAAUGACUCAGGUUUGACCGGUUUCGGUCGUGAGGUUAUUGACGAAAUGGCAAAGCUUGGAAUGAUCGUGGAUCUGAGUCAUGUUGGGGAGAAGACAAGCGAGGACGCCAUCAACUAUUCGUCAAAGCCCGUGUGCUUUUCUCAUGCUUUCCCUAGGGGUCUCUCUGACCACCCACGGAACAAGCCAGAUGCGCUGCUCAAACUAUGUGCUCAGAAAGGCGGCUACAUUGGCGUUAACUGCUUCGGUCCGCAUCUGCCUAAUGGCAACGAUAGCACUAUUGACGAUUAUGUUGCCUGCCUGGACUAUGCCAUAGCCGUAUGUGGUGAAGGCCACGUGGGCAUUGGCGCUGAUAAUGCUGAUGGCUAUGCGCGACCUAGUCCAUUCAUGGACUGGGCGAACCGGGAUAAGGGAUAUGCGAGACGUUCGACACCUUGGGGAACCAGUGCUAAAGUCGUGAAGCCACUCGGGUCGCUGGAAGAACGACCUGAGUUAGCUCCUGCAAUGGCAAGAGCAGGAUGGAGCGAGCAGAAGAUCAGGAAAGUGCUCGGCGAGAAUUGGUUAACGUAUAUGGAAAAGGUUAUUGGAUAG
This is a messenger RNA of Penicillium crustosum, 999 nucleotides long. RefSeq lists its product as uncharacterized. The record is from RefSeq and is a predicted model, not a curated record. Gene Ontology annotation, biological process: proteolysis. Bases 1 to 999 code for a protein of 332 amino acids. Gene Ontology annotation, molecular function: metallodipeptidase activity. The transcript has a single exon. Lineage: Eukaryota; Fungi; Ascomycota; Eurotiomycetes; Eurotiales; Aspergillaceae.